This is a messenger RNA of Manis javanica (Malayan pangolin), 1103 nucleotides long. The record is from RefSeq and is a predicted model, not a curated record. Lineage: Eukaryota; Metazoa; Chordata; Mammalia; Pholidota; Manidae.
AGCGCACUGAAGCCAUGGUGAGCGAGUCCCCGGGGCCUGGUGGCCGUGUCCCUUGGCGGCGAAGCGACGAGGUGCUGCGCGUGAACGUGGGCGGCGUGCGGCGGCGGCUGAGCGCACGCGCCGUGGCGCGCUUCCCGGGCAUGCGGCUGGGCCGCCUGCAGGCAGCGGCGUCCGAGGAGCAGGCGCGGCGCCUGUGCGACGACUACGACGCUGCGGCGCGCGAGUUCUACUUCGACAGGCACCCGGGCUUCUUCCUGGGCCUGCUGCACUUCUACCGCACGGGCCGCCUGCACGUGCUCGACGAGCUGUGCGUCUUCGCCUUCGGCCAGGAGGCCGACUACUGGGGCCUGGGCGAGAGCGCGCUGGCCACGUGCUGCCGCGCGCGCUACCUGGAGCGGCGGGUGACGCGGCCGCGCGCUUGGGACGAGGACAGCGACGCGCCGAGCAGCACGGACCCGUGCCCCGACGAGAUCUCCGACGUGCAGCGCGAGCUGGCGCGCUACAGUGGUGCGCGCUGCGGCCGCCUGCGCCGCCGCCUCUGGCUCACUAUGGAGAACCCGGGGUACUCGCUGCCCAGCAAGCUCUUCAGCUGCGUCUCCAUCGGCGUGGUGCUCGCCUCCAUCGCCGCCAUGUGCAUCCACAGCCUGCCCGAGUACCAGGCCCACGAGGCGGCUGCCGCCGUGGCUGCAGUGGCCGCUGGCCGCAGCGCGGCAGGCAUGCGGGACGACCCGGUGCUGAGGCACUUGGAGUACUUCUGUAUCGCCUGGUUCAGCUUCGAGGUAUCAUCGCGCCUCCUGCUGGCACCCAGCACGCGCAACUUCUUUUGCCACCCUCUCAACCUCAUUGACAUCGUGUCGGUACUGCCCUUCUACCUCACGCUGCUGGCAGGCAUGGCGCUCGGCGACCGGGUCGGCACAGGUGGCGAGGAGCUUGGCGACCUGGGCAAAGUGGUACAAGUGUUCCGCCUCAUGCGCAUCUUCCGCGUCCUCAAGCUGGCGCGCCACUCCACCGGCCUACGCUCGCUGGGCGCCACACUCAAGGUAGGGCCUCUGCGGCUUGGCUGCGGCACAGGGUGUUGGGGGCGGGGGCGGAGGCGGGUGUAA